AUGGCGGUGAACCUACAGACGAAUUUUGUCAUGCUGGUUGGUUACCUGAUAUUAACUCUUCGGAUCACAUUGUCUAUAACAGAUACGUUCCAGGUCUCCGUGCCCGAAAACGUCGCUGUGGGAAAUACCAUAUUCAGUCUACCAAGGAACCACGCUGGUGAAAAAGCGGAACUUCCGUGUGCAGAAAUAGACGGGGAUCCGUACCACCGCUUCAAUGUGACAAAGAACUGCACUAUUGUGGUCGCCAACCCUCUGGACUGGUCAGUACAGUCGGCAUAUCUGCUCAACAUUGGUAUGGUCUUGUACAACACCAGUGUCGGGGUGCAGUUGUCUGACGUUGUGGGCUAUCCUCCUGUGUAUAACGAAUCGUGUGAAACCACUAUUAACCCUAACGUUAUAUCCGCACUCUUCAGUUUGACGUAUGAGGCGGAAGGGGUGACUGCAAACGGUGAUGUUUUGUACACAAGGCAAACAUGGGCAUGGCCUGAGUACUCUCACCACCUGGACGCGCCUUGGAACGCGAACACAAACAACAGCGACUGUACUGCCCGUAUGGCUUUUUACACGACUUGGGCUGAUGAUGUCGUAACGUUGAAAGAUAUAUGGUAUAACGGCAGGCGUCAACUGACAUGUAGAGCGGGACCUGAACAGCCCUUAUUUUUAGUAGGUGAGUUGUUUAAUCUAGAUCUGGGACGCGAGGACAAAUCGAGAAUACAGAAACUAAGACAGUUUAUUCCUAACUCUGUCGUGGAUGACAUGAAACACAACUUUAUCGUGUUGUUUACGUCCGUUUUUCCUGCGAAAGAAGUGAAGUUAUAUUCCUGCAAACUUCCGUCAUCUCAACGCAUUCUUUUAAGGACAACCGUUGACGACCGGACCGUAGAAAUAGCGAGCGUUGAAUAUGUAGAUAUAGAAAUACGUCCUGUAGGCUGCCCUGUUGGAAAAUACGGAUUCCUCUGUGAUAAGAACUGUAUCUGUAAGAACGGCGCCCGCUGUCACGGGUUUAACGGUGCCUGCAAAUGUCCGCCCGGCUGGACAGGCGUGGCCUGUGACAUCCCUCAACAAGACGUCUCGGUUACCACGACACCUAGCGACCCUCGGCAUAUCUUCCUUUCCAGCAAUGUGGCUUUUCACUGCAGGGUGUACAACUUUGAUGCCAAAACCAUAUCUCUGCGCUUUCCAAAUGGGUCUGAAAAACGAAGUAAUGACGAAAACAACAUGACUGUAACUGUCUCCAACAUACAGCUAACAGACAGUGGAUAUUACACCUGCACGGUUUUUGACAAAAAGGGACACAGUGUAAAUGCUACAAUUGCUGUUGAUGUACAUUGCCCACUGAACUAUAAAGGUGUCGGUUGUGAUGAAGUGUGCGAUUGCUUGCAAGGUGCCGACUGUGACCGCUGGGCCGGUUGUGUCUGUCCGCCGGGAUGGACAGGAACAAACUGUCAGACAAAAUGUCCACACGGCACAUACGGUAAACACUGUGCAAAGUACUGCAACUGCCACAACGAGGCCACAUGCAGUCCUAGCGACGGCAGGUGUAACUGCACUGACGGUUGGUACGGAAUGGAUUGUCAAAAAACAUGCCCAAACCGUCGUUUCGGUCGGAGAUGUCAGCAGGUCUGUACUUGUAAGAACAACGCCACAUGUGAUAACGUGGACGGCAGCUGCGCAUGUGUGACGCCAUGGACGGGACGGAACUGUGACCAGUUACAGACAAGCAGAGAUGAACCGCUGCUCGAAAGUCUGGUCCCACUGGGCUCCUUAGUCGUACUUGUUGCCAUAGUGGCAGCAAUACUCUACAAAACGGGCAUCUUAGCUUGCUCAGCCCCCAACACACGGGAGGAAGACAAGAUCCUUUUUGAACUGAGAAAAAUGGAGCAAGAUCUAGCACAGAGCCUACAGCCGGGCUGGCUGGGACGAUGGGAGAAGAAGAUCCACCAUCUUACUCCUGGUCCCCUGAUAGGGGAAGGAAUGUUUGGGCAAGUCAGAAGGGCACAGCUGCGCACACCUGAAAGACAACUCGACGUCGCUGCAAAGACAGUUCGCGUGGAGGACUCACAGUCCUACCGUGACUUCUAUAGAGAAGCGGCCAUACUGGUAGCUGUGCACCAAAUGCAAGAACGAGAUGGCAAUGAUCGCAAGUCCAACAUCAUUCGACUCGUGGGGCUUAUCACCAAGUCUGCGGAGAAGUACAUUCUUCUAGAGUAUGCCCCAAAAGGCGACCUCUUAGGCUUCCUACGGGGUACAAAGAAUGAGGAAUACGUAUUGGAAAAUCUUCUUGGAUACGCAGUGCACAUAGCACGAGCUCUGCAAGAGCUGGAACGCUUGAGAAUCGCCCAUCGUGACGUGGCCGCUCGCAACGUCCUCAUCACAGCCGAUGACUUGGCCAAGUUGGCUGACUUCGGACUAGCCAGAGAUGUCUACACCACCACUCAGUAUGUACGAGCCAACCGUCCAGGCGUUGACGAACUCCUUCCGCUGAAGUGGAUGGCGCUGGAGUCCAUCGAGACCGGCGAGUACACCUGUGAGAGUGACGUCUGGUCCUUCGGCGUGCUGCUGUGGGAGAUCGCCACGCUGGGAAAAGAUCCGUGCUACGAUGGCAGGACUCAGUUGAGCUUUCUUCAGAUGGUGGGGAUUUUGAGGCAAGGAAUACGAAUGAAAAGGCCACCGGGAUGUCCAGAGGAGCUGUACCGACUGAUGAGGGCGUGUUGGCGCGACGUUCCAGCUACAAGACCGACUCCAGAAGGGAUGGAAAAGAGACUGCUGCAACUGAGGCGUACAUUGCUUCCUCCAGAGGCCAUGCAAAUGGAGACUGCAUUUCACAAUCAGCCCAUGACAAAGUUUCUUCGUCUGUGUUUUAUUCGCGAUAAAAUCAUGAAGGUGAACCUACAGACAAAGUUUAUCAUGUUGGUUGGUUACCUGAUAUUACUCCUUCAGACCACAGUGUCUGUUACAGAUAAGUUCCAGGUCUACGUACCCGAAAACGUCGUUGUUGGAGAGACCAUAUUCAGCCUACCAGGGACCCGGGCUGGUGGAAAAGCGGAACUUCCGUGUGCAGAAAUGGACGGGGAUCCAUACCACCGCUUUAAUGUGACGAAAAACUGCACCAUUCUGGUCGCCAACCCUCUGGAAUGGUCAGUACAGUCGGUGUAUCUACUCAAAAUUGGUUGGGGAUUAUACAACAUCAGUGUCGGGGUGCAGUUGUCUGACGUUGUGGGCUAUCCUACAGUGUAUAACGAAUCGUGUGAAACCGGUAUCAGUACGAACGUUAGCGUUAUCUCUUCACUUUUUAGCUUUACGUUAAGGGCAGAAGGGUUGACAGCAAACGGCGAUGUUAUGUACAUGAGAAGACCAUGGCCAAAUGGUCGUGACUCCCGCUCGCUAAGGCGUGCUCCGUGGAACACGAACACAAACAACGGUGACUGUACUUUCCGUGUAGCUUUUUACGCGGCUUAUGUUGAUGAUCUCGUAGCGUUAACAGAUAUGUGGGAUAACAAAAUACGUCAAGUGACAUGUAGAGCAGGACCUGAACAGCCCAUCUUUUUAGUAGUUGAGUUGUUUAAUCUGGGUCUAGGAAAGGAUGACAAAUCGAGAAUACAGAAAUUAAGAAGGUUUGUUCCUAACUCUGUCGUGGACGACGAGAAGUAUAACUUAAUCGUGUUGUUCACGUCCGUUUUUCCUAUGAAAGAAGUAAAGUUAUUUUCCUGCAAAAUUCCGUCAUCUCAACGCAUUCUUUCAAGGACAAGCAUUGACGGCCGGACCGUAGAAAUAGCGAACAUUGAAUAUGUAGAUAUAGAAAUACGUCCUGUAGGCUGCCCUGUUGGAAAAUACGGCUUCCUCUGUGAUAAGAACUGUAUCUGUAAGAACGGCGCCCGCUGCCACGGGUUUAACGGUGCCUGCAAAUGUCCGCCCGGCUGGAAAGGCGUGGCCUGUGACAUCCCCAAACAGGACGUCUUGGUAACCACGACACCUAGCGAUCCUCGACAUAUCUUCUUUUCCAGCAAUGUGGCUUUUCACUGCAGGGUGUACAACCUUGAUGCCAAAACCAUAUCUCUGCGCUUUCCAAAUGGGUCUGAAAAACGAGGUAAUGACGAAAACAACAUGACUGUAACUGUCUCCAACAUACAGCUAACAGACAGUGGAUAUUACACUUGCACGGUUUUCGACACAGACGGACACUGUCUAAAUGCGACAGUUGUUGUUGAUGUACAUUGCCCACUGAACUAUAAAGGUAUCGGUUGUGAGGAAGUGUGCGAUUGCUUGCAAGGUGCCAGCUGUGACCGCUGGGCUGGAUGUGUCUGUCCGCCGGGAUGGACAGGAACAAACUGUCAGACAAAAUGUCCACACGGCACAUACGGUAAACGCUGUGCAAAGUACUGCAACUGCCACAACGAGGCCACAUGCAGUCCUAGCGACGGCAGGUGUAACUGCACUGACGGUUGGUACGGAACGGAUUGUCAAAAAACAUGCCCAAACCGUCGUUUCGGUCGGAGAUGUCAGCAGGUCUGUACUUGUAAGAACAACGCCACAUGUAACAACGUGGACGGCAGCUGCGCAUGUGUGACGCCAUGGACGGGACGGAACUGUGACCAGUUAUUACAGACAAGCAGAGACGAACCGCUGCUCGAAAGUCUGGUCCCACUGGGCUCCUUAGUCGUACUUGUUGCCAUAGUGAUGGCCAUACUCUUCAAAACAGGGAUUCUGGCUUGCUCAGCCCCCGACACGCGCGAGGAGGACAUGAUACUUUUUGAACUGAGAAAAAUGGAGCAGGACCUAGCACAGAGCCUACAGCCGGGCUGGCUGGGACGAUGGGAGAAGAAGAUCCACCAUCUUACUCCUGGUCCCCUGAUAGGGGAAGGAAUGUUUGGGCUGGUCAGAAGGGCACAACUGCGCACACGUAAAAGACAACUCGACGUUGCUGCAAAGACAGUUCGCGUGGAGGACUCACAGUCCUACCGUGACUUCUAUAGAGAAGCGGCCAUACUGGUAGCUGUGCACCAAAUGCAAGAACGAGAUGGCAAUGAGCGCAAGUCCAACAUCAUUCGACUCGUGGGGCUCAUCACCAAGUCUGCGGAGAAGUACAUUCUUCUAGAGUAUGCUCCAAAAGGCGAUUUCUUAGGCUUCCUACGGGGUAUAAAGAAUGAGGAAUACGCAUUGGAAAAUCUUCUUGGCUACGCAGUGCACAUAGCACGAGCUCUGCAAGAGCUGGAACGCUUGAGAAUCGCCCAUCGUGACGUGGCCGCUCGCAACGUCCUCAUCACAGCCGAUGAUGUGGCCAAGUUGGCUGACUUCGGACUAGCCAGAGAUGUCUACGCCACCACUCAGUAUGUACGAGCCAACCGUUCAGGCGUCGACGAACUCCUUCCGCUGAAGUGGAUGGCACUGGAGUCCAUCGAGACCGGCGAGUACACCUGUGAGAGUGACGUCUGGUCCUUCGGCGUGCUGCUGUGGGAGAUCGCCACGCUGGGAAAAGAUCCGUGCUACGAUGGCAGGACUCAGCUGAGCUUUCUUCAGAUGGUAGGGAUUCUGAGGCAAGGAAUACGGAUGAAGAGGCCACCGGGAUGUCCAGAGGACCUGUAUCGAUUGAUGAGGGCGUGUUGGCGCGACGUUCCAGCUACAAGACCGACUCCAGAAGGGUUAGAAAAGAGAUUGAUGCAACUGAGACGUACAUUUCUUCCUCCAGAAGCCAUUCAAAUGGAGACUGCAUUGUAA
Molecule: messenger RNA, 5715 nt
Organism: Branchiostoma floridae (Florida lancelet)
Lineage: Eukaryota; Metazoa; Chordata; Leptocardii; Amphioxiformes; Branchiostomatidae
Exons: 2
Coding region: 1-5715 (1904 amino acids)
Biological process (GO): positive regulation of kinase activity; protein phosphorylation; multicellular organism development
Cellular component (GO): signaling receptor complex
Molecular function (GO): ATP binding; transmembrane receptor protein tyrosine kinase activity
Source: RefSeq, a predicted model, not a curated record